Capsella rubella is the source of this 3617-nucleotide messenger RNA. RefSeq names its product probable sucrose-phosphate synthase 3. The record is from RefSeq and is a predicted model, not a curated record. The coding region runs from base 197 to 3391 and encodes 1064 amino acids. Gene Ontology annotation, biological process: sucrose metabolic process. The transcript is spliced from 11 exons. Lineage: Eukaryota; Viridiplantae; Streptophyta; Magnoliopsida; Brassicales; Brassicaceae. Gene Ontology annotation, molecular function: sucrose-phosphate synthase activity; sucrose synthase activity.
AAGUAAACUUUUUCCCGCAAUCACUUUUUAGCUUUCUAUUUGUCUCGAUUGUUUACACUUUUCAUUUUCAGCUCUCUGUUUCUUUCUUUCACGCUAACUCACUCUUACUUUCUUACUCUCCAAGAAAGAACGAAAGAUCCCCCUUAUCUCGAGAGAAAAAGAAGAGAAACAGAACUUGCUCGGGGAAAAACUCAGAAUGGCGGGGAACGAGUGGAUAAAUGGGUAUCUGGAGGCGAUUCUUGAUAGCCAAGCUCAGGGGAUUGAAGAAACACAGCAGAAACCACAAGCGGCUUUGAAUCUGCGAGAAGCUGAUGGACAAUAUUUCAAUCCCACUAAAUACUUCGUUGAGGAAGUUGUUACUGGUGUCGAUGAAACCGAUCUUCACCGGACUUGGCUCAAAGUCGUCGCCACUCGCAAUUCUCGUGAACGCAACUCUCGAUUGGAGAAUAUGUGUUGGAGAAUCUGGCAUCUCACUCGCAAGAAGAAGCAGUUGGAAUGGGAGGAUUCGCAGCGAAUAGCGAAUAGGAGAUUGGAAAGGGAACAAGGAAGAAGAGAUGCGGCAGAAGAUUUGUCUGACGAUUUAUCAGAAGGAGAGAAAGGAGAUGGUCUUGGAGAAAUUGUGCAACCGGAGACACCUCGAAGACAACUGCAUCGCAAUUUAUCCAAUCUCGAACUCUGGUCUGAUGAUAAGAAGGAGAACCGUCUUUACAUUGUCCUUAUUAGUUUGCACGGGUUGGUUCGUGGGGAAAACAUGGAGCUUGGAAGCGAUUCGGAUACUGGUGGACAGGUGAAAUAUGUUGUGGAGCUAGCUCGAGCUUUAGCGAGAAUGCCUGGUGUGUACCGAGUUGAUCUGUUUACGCGCCAGAUAUGCUCACCUGAUGUUGAUUGGAGCUAUGCAGAGCCAACAGAGAUGCUAACCACUGCUUCUGCUGAAGAUUGUGAUGGCGAUGAAACAGGGGAAAGCAGUGGAGCUUAUAUCAUUAGAAUACCAUUUGGUCCACGUGAUAAGUACUUAAGAAAAGAGAUUCUCUGGCCUUUUAUCCAAGAAUUCGUUGAUGGAGCUUUAGCUCACAUUCUUAACAUGUCAAAAGUUUUGGGAGAACAGAUUGGCAAGGGGAAACCAGUGUGGCCAUAUGUGAUUCAUGGGCAUUACGCUGAUGCAGGGGAUACUGCUGCUCUGCUUUCUGGUGCUUUAAACGUUCCUAUGGUCUUGACGGGUCAUUCUCUAGGAAGAAACAAGCUUGAGCAGCUUUUGAAACAAGGGAGGCAAUCCAAGGAGGAUAUCAAUUCCACCUAUAAGAUCAGGAGGAGGAUUGAAGCAGAGGAGCUUUCUCUGGAUGCUGCAGAGCUUGUUAUAACUAGCACGAGGCAGGAGAUUGAUGAACAAUGGGGACUCUAUGAUGGGUUCGAUGUAAAGCUCGAGAAAGUCUUGAGAGCUCGUGCUAGGCGUGGUGUUAAUUGCCACGGAAGGUUCAUGCCAAGAAUGGCCGUCAUUCCUCCGGGAAUGGAUUUCACAAACGUUGAGGUUCAAGAAGAUACACCUGAGGGUGAAGGAGAUUUGGCUUCCUUAGUAGGAGGAGCCGAAGGAUCUUCUCCUAAAGCGGUUCCAACUAUCUGGUCUGAAGUUAUGAGAUUUUUUACAAAUCCUCACAAACCGAUGAUCUUGGCAUUAUCAAGACCAGACCCAAAGAAAAACAUAACCACUCUUUUGAAAGCUUUUGGAGAAUGUCGGCAUCUACGGGAGCUAGCUAAUCUGACUUUGAUUAUGGGAAAUCGAGAUGAUAUAGAUGAGUUGUCAUCUGGAAAUGCUAGCGUUCUAACAACCGUCUUAAAACUCAUUGACAAGUAUGACCUUUAUGGAUCUGUCGCAUAUCCAAAGCAUCAUAAACAGUCUGAUGUUCCUGAUAUAUACCGACUCGCUGCAAAUACAAAGGGUGUUUUCAUAAAUCCAGCUUUGGUUGAGCCUUUUGGCCUUACACUCAUUGAGGCUGCUGCUCAUGGACUUCCUAUGGUGGCAACCAAGAAUGGAGGACCAGUCGAUAUACAUCGGGCAUUGCACAACGGUUUGCUUGUGGAUCCACACGACCAAGAAGCAAUAGCGAAUGCGUUGCUGAAGCUGGUAUCGGAGAAGAAUUUAUGGAAUGAGUGCAGGAUUAACGGUUGGAAGAACAUUCACCUCUUCUCAUGGCCUGAGCAUUGCCGGACUUACCUGACACGUAUAGCCGCGUGCCGUAUGAGACAUCCGCAGUGGCAAACGGAUGCAGAUGAAAUGGCUGCUCAAGACGACGAAUUUUCACUCAACGACUCUCUGAAAGACGUUCAAGAUAUGUCUCUGAGACUCUCUGUGGAUGGAGAUAAACCGUCGUUGAACGGGUCUCUUGAACCGAAUUCUACUGAUCCAGUUAAACAAAUCAUGAGCCGGAUGAGGAAACCUGAAAUCAAGAGCAAACCGGAAUUACUGGGGAAGAAGCAAGCUGAUAACUUGAGUAGCAAGUAUCCGGUUUUGAGGCGGCGGGAGAAGUUGGUGGUUUUAGCGGUUGAUUGCUAUGACGAUAAGGGAGCCCCGGAUGAGAACGCUAUGGUUCCGAUGAUUCAGAAUAUCAUCAAAGCCGUGCGAUCGGAUCCACAGAUUUCUAGAAACUCUGGUUUCGCAAUUUCCACUUCGAUGCCGCUUGAUGAAUUAACUCACUUCUUGAAGUGUGCCAAGAUUCAGGUGAGCGAGUUCGACACAUUAAUAUGCAGCAGCGGUAGCGAAGUUUAUUAUCCAGGAGGGGAAGAGGGAAAGCUUCUUCCGGAUCCCGACUAUUCCUCGCAUAUCGAUUACCGAUGGGGCAUGGAAGGGCUUAAGAACACGGUGUGGAAACUGAUGAACACAACCGCGGUUGGUGGUGAAGCUAGAAACAAAGACUCUCCGAGUCUUAUUCAGGAGGAUAAGGCAUCGAGCAAUGCGCAUUGUGUUGCGUAUCAGAUCAAAGACCGUUCUAAGGUGAUGAGAGUAGAUGACUUGCGUCAGAAGUUACGACUUAGAGGCCUUCGUUGCCAUCCAAUGUAUUGUCGUAAUUCAACGAGAAUCCAGAUCGUUCCUCUUCUUGCUUCUCGAUCUCAGGCUCUCAGGUACUUGUUCGUGAGGUGGAGGCUGAACGUGGCGAACAUGUACGUCGUGGUUGGAGAACUCGGGGAUACGGACUAUGAGGAAUUGAUCUCCGGCACUCACAAGACUGUGAUCCUCAAGGGGCUCGUGACAUUGGGCUCUGAUGCUCUUCUCCGCUCAACAGACCUUCGAGACGACAUCGUUCCGUCAGAGAGUCCUUUUAUUGGUUCUAUCAAGGCUGAUUCACCGGUUAGCGAGAUAACCGACAUUUUUAAGCAGCUCUCCAAAGCCACCGCUUGAUUCACAUAACUUCCAAUUAGUGGCCGGUUCGACCAUGUAGAUUGAUUUGUUAUUUCUUUUUUCUUUCUAAAAGACACACUUUGUUAAAAUUUGGUAUUUUGAUAAUCAAAUAUUAGGAUAUAAAAUAAACAGUGAAGUCAAGGCUAUUGGUUGUGUUACUUUUGUAAAAAAAAUAGAUGCAUCACAAGAAAAAUUUGUGAAAUUUAUAAAUUAAACCUUUCGACAA